Phlebotomus argentipes is the source of this 477-nucleotide messenger RNA. Its product is annotated as E3 ubiquitin-protein ligase MARCHF2-like. Gene Ontology annotation, molecular function: ubiquitin-protein transferase activity; zinc ion binding. Lineage: Eukaryota; Metazoa; Arthropoda; Insecta; Diptera; Psychodidae. The transcript has 4 exons. The record is from RefSeq and is a predicted model, not a curated record. The annotation marks the transcript as partial. Gene Ontology annotation, biological process: protein ubiquitination.
AAUGAUAUGGAAGUGCUCAUCUCACCCUGUCACUGCAAAGGAAGCCUGGAGUUCGUUCACAUGCAGUGUCUGGAGAAGUGGUUGAAUGCGUGUGGCAGCACGAUUUGUGAGCUAUGUCGUUAUCAAUACGAAACCACAUCGGAACGCAGAUUUGGCCUCAUGGAAUCCCUGAGGAUUUGGUAUCGACAUCCAUUGAACCGAAGACUCCUUGGCACAGAUAUCCUCCUCUGCUUCUUGCUGACAAUCAUAGGAUUUGGCAUGACCCUAAUUUGUGCUCUUGGCAUCCACUACUUCAAGUAUAAGACACAAAAUCAGGCGGAUUUGCCCGAAACCUGGACUCUUGGCUUACUGUGGGUUUUCCUCAUUAUUGUGGUCGCCUCGUACAUCCUGAACAUUUCCCUGGUGGUGAGAAGUCAAGUAUAUCCCUGGUAUCGUUGGUGGCAGAACAAUCGCCGAGUGAAAUUGCAAAUUGUCUGA